Gastrolobium bilobum is the source of this 2601-nucleotide messenger RNA. RefSeq names its product sodium/calcium exchanger NCL-like. The coding region runs from base 1 to 2601 and encodes 866 amino acids. The transcript has 13 exons. Lineage: Eukaryota; Viridiplantae; Streptophyta; Magnoliopsida; Fabales; Fabaceae. Gene Ontology annotation, molecular function: calcium ion binding; calcium:proton antiporter activity. Gene Ontology annotation, biological process: intracellular calcium ion homeostasis; calcium ion transmembrane transport. Gene Ontology annotation, cellular component: membrane. The record is from RefSeq and is a predicted model, not a curated record.
AUGGGAAGCAUGUUAAAAACAGCAUGCUUCACUUUCAUUAUUUUCAUAGUAGCACUUGAAGAAGCAGAAGGCCGUGCCCUUCAUAGCAGUGCUUCUGAGUUGGUUUCUGAUGGAGUUGAUGAUGUUCAACCAGAAAAUUCACACCUGUUUCUCAAAGGGAGUGAGCCUUCUGUGAAGUACUGUGAGCAAAUGUAUGGCUUCUUGCCAUGUUCCAACAACAUUCUUGGUCAUUUGUUCCUAAUUUUGGUGUAUGAGUACUUGUUAUUCCAUGGAGAAUCAUACUUGGCUGCUGGAGGUGAUCAAGUCUUUAAGAUUCUUGGACCUGGCAUUUUUGGUGCUAGAGUCUUUGAUAUUCUUCGUGCUCUUCCAGAGCCUUUAAUUAUUCUUGUUUCUGGACUUUUUAGUGAUAAAGAGAGUGCACAAGAGUUUGCUUCAACUGGAGUUGGCUUGUUGGCUGGAUCUUCCAUCUUGCUUCUGACAAUUGUGUGGGGAACCUGUGUUAUCGUUGGCAGUGAAAAGUUUAAAAAUGACACUAUGUCUGGUGACUCUAAUGCCUCAGACUCAUCAAGUGGAAGCAUAAAAAAUUCUCUAACUGGUUUUGGGAUUACUUUGCAACCAGAAACUAGGAGUACGGCAAGUAUCAUGGUUUUCUCAGUUAUACCACUCAUCAUAAUGCAGAUUCCUACUUUAUUCCGGCUUUCUUCCACACCACGUGCUGUGACCUUAGUGAUUGCUCUUAUCAUUGCUGUCAUUUUUCUCAUCUCAUCCUUCAUUUACCAGAUUUUUAGACCUCAAAUUCAGAAAACAAGACUAGAAUAUAUAAGACAUGGUCCUUUGAUAUUAAGAGUUUUUCAACGUGUUGAAAAGCAAACUCGGCAAAUGAUCCUCUCCGAGGAUGGGACUCCCAAUGUAACAGCCAUAAUUGGGGUAUACAAUGAAAUCAGUGAACAUGGGGGCAAGGAUUUAUUAAUUUCUGAAAUAAAAGAGCGGCUGCUUCAGAACAAAGUAACGGAAACAAAUAUAAAAGAGGAACAAAUAGCAGACAUGUUAAGAACUUUUGACCGAAAUGGUGACCAAAUUAUCACCAAGGAAGAAUUUGUGGAAGGCAUAACAGAAUUUAUUAACCAAACAAAGCAUGCUCUGGAUAGUCAAUACCUCCCAAAAAAAGCGCUGAACAGAUUGUAUCAGGUUUUUAUCAAGCCAUGGAUUGAACACACAAGAAAAGAACGUGAAAUGAGGGGACAUGUUAUAUCUGAAGUCUUAAUGCAUGCUCAGAGUGAUACAGUUGGCAGGCUUCGUAAAGAUGAUGGCACACCUGAUGAAUCUGCUAUCAGAAGGUUAUUUGAUGAAAUUGAUAGCAAUGGGGAUAACCAAGUCUCUAGAUCCGAGUUAGAAAAACUAGUCAACAGCAUUCAUGUCGAUAAUGCAGAGGUGGCAGUUACAAAAUUGUUUCAAGAACUUGACAUUAACAGAGACAAUGAAAUUAGUGAGAAGGAAUUUGUUGACGGGUUCAGAAAAUUGAUAAACACAAAUUCCAGUCAAGCUACUCACUCAUUAUCUCUGCCUCAUGGAAACCAUCAAACCUGGGAAGACGUUGAAAAGGUGUUGGAAGAUAAUCAGAGCAAAGGAGUAUAUGCAUGGUUGAACGCUUUAGGAUAUGUGGUGCUGGGAAUUACUAUGUUGUCUCUUCUGGCAGAGCCCCUAAUAGCCAGUGUCGAGAAAUUCUCUGAAGAAGCAGGAAUUUCAUCACUUUUCAUCUCAUUUAUUUUAGUCCCUCUGGCUACAAAUUUUAGAGAAGCAACCUCAGCAAUCAAAGAAGCCAGCCAUAAGAAGAGAAGCAAUACUUGUCAAACAAUUUAUGAGAUUUAUACAGCUGUGUUCAUGAACAAUAUUCUUUGCUUUGUGGUGAUCUCCAUUCUUAUAUAUGUGCGAGAUAUCACUUGGGAAUUCUCUGCUGAUGUGCUUGUUGUAGCAAUUUUGUUUUCGAACAACCCUGAGGCAUCGAAUGCUAAUGCUCUGCCAGAUCCUAUUUUGACUGCUUUAGUUAGACCGCAAAGUGGUCGUAGGGCAAUAGGUGGACAAUUUGAUCCUGUGGCGGUCACUACGGCAGCCGUGCAAAGGGAGUUGACUGUUAGUUGCCAGGCUAGUGAAACAUUAAUGAAGACUAAUGAAGAUGCGUGGAAUGCUAUGACCACGAUGGUGAAUGAGUUGAGGACAAUGAAGGGUGCUAGGAAUGAGAACAGACCACUGAUUCCUCCUGCUCACACUGCCACGCCUACUCCACUCACUCUCCAUGAAGAAGGUGGAGCGGGCUAUGAUCCGUUGGUUACGGCAAAAUGGCUCCAAGCUAUGGAGAAAAGUUUUACGAUGAUGAGAUGCCCUUAUUCACUGAAGUUGGUUUACUCAAUGUACAUGCUUGAAGGCGAGGCCGAGGAUUGGGAGGCUAGGGAGAGGAAACAGAACGAGUACAAUGAUUUGAAGCAAGGGUCGAUGACCAUUGAUCAAUAUUUUGCCAAGUUUAAUGAAUUUGUGAAAUAUGCUAAUUACGGGAGAGCCCUACCUACUUCAACCGAGAUGACCUCCAAGUUUCAAUGGGUCUAA